Messenger RNA from Phymastichus coffea, 1333 nucleotides. RefSeq lists its product as uncharacterized. The transcript has a single exon. Bases 77 to 1333 code for a protein of 418 amino acids. The record is from RefSeq and is a predicted model, not a curated record. NCBI's taxonomy places the organism in Eukaryota, Metazoa, Arthropoda, Insecta, Hymenoptera, Eulophidae.
ACGAAAAGAUAUGUAAAAAGUUUCACACCUCAAACAAAAAUAUAAAUUUAUAUUUUUCACAAAGAAAUUUAAGGAAAUGGUAAACGAAACCAUUCGGCAAAAUGAAAGUAACAUUGAAAGAUCUACUAAAUCAAUCGCGGAUGUAGUCAUCAAAGAAGACAUUCAGAUGAUCGUAGAUCGUGCCUUGGGGUCAUCGUACACAAUUAUUAGCUAUGCACUUCAACAAUUCCCAGGCAAAAAUCUUGGAUUUAUGGCAGCCCAUCGAAAUCUUAUUGUCACUGUUUACAAUGAAACUGUCGGUCAAGAAGAAGAGCACAGUUUCUUUGUAAAAUCUAUGCCUUAUGGUGUUGAUUCUCAAGUAUCGUUAAUUGAAGAUGCCGGAGCAUUUCGCAAAGAAACGACAUAUUACAAUAAAAUGGUUCCCGAGUUGGUGGCAAGUGUCGAAGACAGCGUCUGGGGCGCAGAGUGCUUCUUAGUGAAAAAUGAUGUGAUGGUGUUUGAAAAUUUGAAAUCUAAAAACUUUAACAUCAAAGAAAAAUUUUUAGAUAUCCGUUUUGUGAAGGCUGCUUUACUAGCUUUAGCGAAAUUGCACUCGGCUUCGAUUUUAACUGAAGAACGCCUUGGAAAAAAUCUACUUGAGCUUUAUCCGGAAAUACUAACUGACAGACUUUAUUUGCGCGAAGGUAAAACUUACGAUUGGUGUUUGGCAGGCGUUGAAGUGGCCAUUGCAGUAGCUAAGCACCUGAAACUAGAUUUUACUCUCAUUCGGCAAGUAUGUGACCGGGUUUACGAAGCAAUACUUCCCUCGAAAUCCAUGAGGAAUGGAAUUUGUCACGGUGAUAUGUGGUCAUAUAAUUUACUUUUUGAUGAUUCAAAACCUCUACCUAAAUGUCUCAUGGUGGAUUAUCAGAUAAUACGAUAUGCACCUAUCAUGACCGAUGUGUCUUUGCUUUUUUAUUUGACUACUAGAAGAAUAUUUCGAAAACAAUAUGAGACGGAAUUAUUGACUUAUUAUCACGAAGCACUAUGCAAAAAGCUAAAGGAAAACCACUAUCAAGCAGAACUUCCAACUUUAAACAGUAUUUUUUAUGAAUUCGAGCAAAUUAGAAUCGUAGGUAUUGUUACCGCUUUGCUAUAUUUUCCAAUAAUUCUAUUAGAAGGUGAAGAAAGUAGUGAUUCAACCAAAAGUUCUGAUAAUUAUGUGAAACUUCAAUUCAGAGAUCGUGUGGGUGUGGUGUUAGAUGUUAUCCAGAAAGAUAUGAUUUAUAGGGAAAAAAUUAAAGAAAUUGUUGAAGAGAUAGUUGAAAGAGCUGAAAAUUUAUUAGCUGCUUGA